Molecule: messenger RNA, 1080 nt
Organism: Rattus rattus (black rat)
Lineage: Eukaryota; Metazoa; Chordata; Mammalia; Rodentia; Muridae
Product: periphilin-1-like
Exons: 1
Biological process (GO): negative regulation of gene expression, epigenetic; protein localization to heterochromatin; negative regulation of DNA-templated transcription
Cellular component (GO): nucleoplasm
Source: RefSeq, a predicted model, not a curated record
AGAUCAGUGUACAGAAGAGACAAGAUGUGGUCUAGCAGAUCAUAUGACGAAGGACCUCAGAAUGCCUCCAGUGGUGAGUCUGGCCUGAGGAAAACAAGAGAUGAUCUUUCUGCAAGCUGACAGCAUGCGUGCGGGGAUAAGAAAGAUGUCUAUAGAAGAAAAUGUUCCUCCUCUUCCCAUUAUUCAAAACAACAGUCUCCCCAUAAAGGGGCUUCUUGUUUUUCCAGAAAAUCAGGUGUAGAUCGAAAGACCUCCCCACACAGCAGAUCUAGAUCCAGUGGAAGACACUCUACAAAACAAAGCAAACUGCAUUCUUCCCAUGGUUCAGAGCUUAGGAAGUCCAAGCAUGUUCAUUCCUCCUACAAACGGUGCAGUGAAGAAAAGCCAGAAGGAGGUAAAAAGAGACCUGGCCAGUCUUUGAAAACAUCCAGAGACACACACCCAAAAAGUUCUUCAGCAGUUCUUUCAUUGGAAAUUUUAAACAAACUCAGAAGGUUUGAUGAAAAGGGACUUCCUAAAGCUGCAGGCAAGCAAGCUGUCAAAAAGCCAGAGAUGGCAGAGGAAAGCGACUUACCUCAAAUUUCUGAGUUUGAAGUUAUGGAUCAGACACAAGAAUCCGAGUCAAACAAAACAGAUCACACAGUGUUCAUUGAUGACCAAGUAACCAAUCGCCGUAAAGCAAUAGUGUCAAAAACCAAGGAAAUUGAACAAGCCUACUACCAAGACUGUGAGACCUUCGGAAUGGUGGUGAAAAUGCUGGUUGAAAAAGACCCUUCGUUAGAAAGGUCCAUUCAGUUUGCACUUAGGCAGAAUUUACAUGAAAUAAGUGAACGCUGUGUGAAAGAGCUCAGGCAGUUCAUUGCAGAGUAUGAUGCUGCUGCUUCCUAAGAACCGGUGCUCUAGCAGAAAGUAUUUCUUGAUUGUCAUUCCAGAAUUGUAUAAAUACCUCAUAUAUGGAAUUUUUGUGAUGAAAUACUAGCAAGCAUCUGAAAUGGUGAGCUUAAAAUAAUCUUCAGAAAUGUUUCUACCUAUGGAACCUUGUGGUUCAUACACUCACCAGUGCUCAGUUUGUGGCUUAGC